AUGGCGGCGGCAGCGGAGAGACUUCAUCCCGCCAGCAACAUGGACUCCGAGAAGAAACUUGCCAUGAGUGGUGCCGAAGCCAGUGUCCUUAAAUCCGGACGUGUCGCAUCGGUUUCGGGAGUUGGAGCCAUUCCCGUCAAGAAUAAUGAAGCGGGACCCAUGGCGUCUCCCGCGCGUCAGAAUGCCAAUCCCGGUGCCGUCGCCAUUGCCGGCAUGGAUGCCAUGGUCAGUGAUGCCGAAGCCAGCAUUGCCUUUGGAUACGCACCCGGCGAUUUAGACCAUGAGCGAGCAGAACAAGGAGAACAACCGCCUAUAUUUGAUACGGUAGAGUCGGGAGAAGUCAUGGCGCAGGCCAUUACUAGAGACGAUCUAGAAGAAGAAGUACAACGACGGAUCAUUGCGGAAGCUGCCGUGGGAGAAGUCGUUUCUCCCGAAGAAAUGAGGAAUAAUAAGCACAAAGAAAAGACUCCACAGCAAGUAUUCAAGGAACGAGCUACCAUCUGUUUGAUUGUCACCAUUGCCACUGUCGUUUUCGUUUCCGUCAUGGUCGCUUUCGUAGGGUACCGAGACAAGCAAGAAGAACCCCAAGAUCCCGUCAAUCAAGCUCAACUCAAGUCAUUCCUCGAACAAGAAACUGUCAAGUUGUACGAUGAUAAUGCCACGGAUGUGCAACGCUUGGAAUUGUCCAUUGACGAUUCACCACAAGACAAGGCAUUCCAGUGGCUUACGACAUCGUUGGAAGCGUUUCCCGUAAACACUUCACAAGAAGAACAGCAAAUUCUAGAAACGUAUGCCUUGGUCACCUUGUUCCAUGCCACGGGUGGAAACAACACGUGGGAUAUUACCAAUCCCGAUCUGGGACUAAACUCAUGGAUGGUGGGCACCGAUGCCUGUCUCUGGUUGCCAGAGCCAAAAGAGGAUUGCAAUGACAAUGGAUUCGUACAACGCUUGACAUUGGCGGGAAUCAACAUGACCAAGAGUCUGCCACUUGAAAUGCUCUUCUUGACGACAUUACACCAACUCAACGUCGCACAGAACCGACUCUCGGGAAGUUUGCCAGCGGCCUUGCCACCGUCCCUGCAAUCCUUACUGCUCGAUGACAAUGACUUCCAAGGAGAAUUCCCCUCGGACAUGGUCCAAUUGACCAACUUGAGGGAGUUCACAAUCACACAGAAUGAUCUCCUUACAGAUGCUACUCUCCCACAUGACAUGCUCCCGGCAUGGAGUAACUUGCAGAUUCUACGGAUCGAUGACACUCCCAUUCGGGGAACCAUACCCACCACACUUGGAAACCUCACGGCCCUCCAAGAACUCUCUGCCAGUAGAGUCAGAUUGUCUGGUACCAUCCCGACAGAAAUUGGACUCUUGCAGAAUCUGGAAAUCCUCUACAUGCCACAAAGCAAUGCACUCGAUUCCAACUUGACAGGAAACUUGCCAGAGGAACUAUGGACCAUUACUACCUUGAAACAAAUUGAAAUGAACUACAUUGGGCUAUCAUUCACCAUUCCAGGAGAACACCUGCGGUCUCUGGGAUCCUCCUUGCAGCACAUCAACUUUGGAACCACCCGUCUCGCAGGGACUUUGCCAACCGAGUUGGGUUUGCUUACCAGCUUGGAAAUUAUGGAAUUGGAUAACAGUGCCAUUCUCGGCGGAACUAUUCCUUCCGAGAUUGGAUUGAUGAAGUCACUACGUGUCGUGGACAUGUCACGCGACCCCAACCUCCAAGGCUCUCUACCGACCGAAGUGGGCAAUCUCGCCAAUCUGGAAUCGUUUUGGCUAUUCUCAUCCGUGUCGCUCACGGGAAGUUUGGUCCCAUCCGAGUUGGGACGCUGCACCAAAUUGCAAUCCAUCAACAUGAAAGGGACUCAGCACUCGUCAGGGCCAAUCCCAACCGAAGUAGGAUUGCUCACCGAUCUUGUGGAUCUCGAACUGCUCCGAACCAACAUGACCGGUCCACUCCCAAGUGAACUAGGGCUCCUCAAGAAGUUUGAGAUUCUGACUCUGGGUGGAAAGGGCAUUACAGGAACGUUGCCAACAGAGCUUGGCCAGGCCAGUAGUUUCACAAAACUCCUCAUCGCUGGUACAAAUAUUGCCGGUACCUUUCCGACAGAGUACGGAAAUCUUGUCAACCUCGACAAGUUCGCAGUUGACAGGAACAUGAUCAGUGGGACUCUGCCUGUCACCUAUGCGGCGUGGAACAAACUUGAUUCGAUCUCUGUCAAUGACAACUUGCUCACUGGCACAUUUCCCAUGGUUUACAAAGAUUGGUACAAAGUCUCCCGAUUGAAUAUCCAAGGCAAUAACUUAACUGGCGAUAUUGGAAGAUACACUUGUGGUGGCUGGGCUGAGGAGUACACGUUGCAGGCAGAUUGCGAGGAGGUCGAAUGCACUCAUUGUUGUACUCAUUGUUGCGUGGGUAGCGUGUGUACAGCUCUCAAUCCUGAGGAGAAUCAGGAGUCAACUCCUGGAGCUGGACGCCCCACGGGGCCACAAUUUUUCCCACCCAUUCGCGGUUAA
This is a messenger RNA of Seminavis robusta, 2517 nucleotides long. Lineage: Eukaryota; Bacillariophyta; Bacillariophyceae; Naviculales; Naviculaceae. The record is from the annotation of a GenBank genome assembly.